Messenger RNA from Acanthochromis polyacanthus (spiny chromis), 748 nucleotides. Its product is annotated as lactose-binding lectin l-2-like. The coding region runs from base 80 to 568 and encodes 162 amino acids. Lineage: Eukaryota; Metazoa; Chordata; Actinopteri; Pomacentridae. The record is from RefSeq and is a predicted model, not a curated record. The transcript has a single exon. Gene Ontology annotation, molecular function: signaling receptor activity.
GCAUCUCGGCAGGAUUUUUGGAAACAUCCACCUGUGAAGACAAACUACACAAACCAUCAACACUUUGUAAAACUUCAACAUGAUCUUGUUCCUCUUCUUUUUCGGUCUGGCUCUGGGUGCUGUGAUUCCUACAGAUGACCAUGAAGUGAUGCUUCACCAAGGCAACUGUUCCAUGUUCUGGUCCAGGUUCAACGGUCGCUUCUACAAGUACAUCGCUACACGUAUGACCUGGGCUGAUGCAGAGCUUCAUUGUGUGUCAGAGGGAGCCAACCUGGUGUCUAUCCACAGUACUGAUGAACAGAAUUUUGUCACUUCCCUGAUCAAGAACUUUGAUCCUGCUCAGAAUUUGACCUGGAUCGGACUCAGUGACAUCCAUAAGGAGGGAGCAUGGAUGUGGUCUGAUGGGUCUAAAGUCAACUUUGUCUUUUGGAACGCAGGAGAGCCAAGCAAUGGUGAAGGACGGGAACACUGUGGACACACCAACUUUGACACAGGGUUUAAAUGGAAUGAUGUGACUUGUUCACGCACAUUUCCUUUUGUCUGUGCAUCUCGCACAGUUUAUCCUUAACAACUGAGAAACUCGCAAGAUAAAGAUACAAAAAUGAGAAAUUCGUUUCAUGAAUAUUCAUUUUCACGGAAAUGUGUAGAUGUAGAAGAAACAACAACGUUCAUAUGACUUGUGCUUUCUCAUGUUUUCAGUGAAUGACUUAUUCUAUGAUAAUAAAUGUGAUCAGCAGACGAAAAACCA